Messenger RNA from Penicillium oxalicum, 1374 nucleotides. RefSeq lists its product as uncharacterized. Lineage: Eukaryota; Fungi; Ascomycota; Eurotiomycetes; Eurotiales; Aspergillaceae. The transcript is spliced from 7 exons. The record is from RefSeq and is a predicted model, not a curated record. Bases 1 to 1374 code for a protein of 457 amino acids.
AUGGUGAAGACUACGUACGCGCUCACGCUCUUUGCAGCCGUGAGUAUUGCAGCCCCGCUGCAGCGCAACGCAUUGGAUAUGGCUGCCACUCAGCCCAUGCGUCGCGACGGGUCGGGAAAUCUUCUCGGUGCCGGCUCCGGUGGAGCGAUGAAUGACUUGGUUGGUCAAGCUUAUUCUCAACUGGAGAAACAAGCAACUGACAAGCUGGGAGAGAAGACUGCGCAACGCACCGAGGGGGCACAAGACGCAAGAAAACAUAACGCAAACAUUUUGGAGAACGUACCUAUUGUUGGGUCUAUGCUCGCUGGCUCGAAGCGUAGCGCAUCGGCCGAUGAAAUUGUCGUUCGAUCAUUGACCAGUGAAUUGAGCAAUCUCCCUGUCUUGGGUGAACUGUUGAAUAAGAAGAAAGACAAGCAGAACACCAAAAAGCCUACUGGCGAUGGAAGUUCGACGCCCGCUGUGUCUGCUCCGGAGCUGAAGAAGAUGGGUCAAGAAGCUGGACAAGACGCGAUGGAGAGCGAGGCCGAGAUCUUUGGCCGUGAUCUCAACAGCGACCUGACCAACAAGAUUAAUUCACUACCCAUCAUUGGUGACAUCAUCGGGAACAAGAAGCAAAAUGCUGCUGCUGCUGCCAAGCGAGACGGGAACUCCAAGAACAGUCAAUAUGAUCCCGUGUACAACCUCGCCGAAGAUAUUACCACCAAGAUGGAGCCGACAUACAACCUGGCAGACUCGGCAUCUGCUGCGGCUAAUGUGCGACGUGAUCUGAACAGUGAUCUCACCCAGAAGAUCAACUCACUUCCCAUCAUCGGUGACCUUAUUGGCAACAAGAAGAAGGCUCCUGCUGGUCCAGUUUCUAAGCGUGGCGAUGAAACCGCAACUAGCCAAUACGACCCAGUUUACAACCUCGCCGAGGACGUUGUCCAGAAGACCGAGCCCACCUUCGACCUCGCCGAUGCUGCCUCGGCCGCUGCAGGUGCCGUCCGCCGUGACUUCCUCGACCUCCUCAAGUCCCCCCAGGAACUCGCCAAGGAGAAGCAGCAAGCCGCGUCCAAGGCCAGUGCCAAUGCCAAGUCUGGGACCCAACAAGACAAGACCCACGACGAGAAGAGUAAAGAUGCCGCACAGGCCCCAGCCAAAGACGACAAGAAGGAUUCUAAGAACCCGCUUCGUGAGCUGUUCAAGGAGAGCGGAUUGGGCGCUUUGAUGGGCAACUCCCAGCACGGCGUUGGCCUCUUCCCGAUGACCGUUCGUCGCGAUGCUCCCGUUGCACCCCGUGGCGAUAUCGAGGGUGCCACGCUGCCGGAUGUUCUCCUCAACGGCGGCGUGCUGGGCAAAGUGACCAAGAUGCUGGGUCCUGGUGGGCUUCAGUGA